CUUUUCUUUCGUCCUUUCUUUUUCCCUUUUCUUUUUUCUAUUCAUCGGGUUUUGUCAAUCGUUGAGUUCUUAUUGUCUCUGAGUGUCAAUUAAUUGAUUCCGUCUUAUCCACCCCCCUCCCCCCCUUCCUCCCUCUUUCCUCUUCUCUGCCUCUCAUGCUCCGCCGUCGUCUGGCCAAGGAUAAGGACGACGUCCCGUCGGAGCCCAAUAAUGCUCAAUCAGCCUCCUCGCCCUCGUCUACGCCUCCUCCGCCCGAGAAGUUUGGUUCCUUUGUUACGAAACCGCGUAGUAAGCGUCGCAAUGGAUUGAUCUUCGCGUUGGGCGGCCUCUUCGGCAUCCUGGUGGCCGUCCUCUUCGCCAACCAGCAGGACGUCAUUAGUUUGGAGUCGCUGAUGGAUUUAAAUUUGGAUUCGUUGAUGGAUGUGAUUCCGCAGGGCAUUGUUAGGGAUGCGAGGGAGUUCUCGCAACAUGAACGCGACACGGUCAGUUAUGACUCCUUCUCCGUCGGACUUCAUCUUCAAUCACAAGGAAUCGAAGCCAAACAUCCUGUUGUUAUGAUCCCCGGUGUGAUUUCCACCGGACUCGAGAGUUGGGGAACGGGCACGCAGUCCCGGCAGUACUUCCGGCGUCGGCUUUGGGGCAGUUGGAGUAUGAUGCGCGCGCUGGUUCUGGAUAAAGCGGAAUGGAAGAAUCAUGUCAUGCUGGAUAAGGAGACGGGGAUGGAUCCGCCGGGGAUCAAGCUCCGGGCCGCGCAGGGCUUCGAUGCGACCGAUUUCUUCAUCACCGGCUACUGGAUCUGGAACAAGAUCCUCGAGAACCUGGCGACGAUAGGAUAUGACCCGACCAAUGCCUUUACGGCGGCGUACGAUUGGCGACUGGCGUAUCAGCAUCUGGAGAUCCGUGACCAGUAUUUCAGUCGGCUCAAGUCCUACGUGGAGACUGCUGUCCAGGUGCGCGGCGAGAAGGUGACCCUAGCUUCGCAUAGUAUGGGCUCGCAAGUGGUGCUGUAUUUCUUCAAGUGGGUUGAGAGCGACGAUCAUGGCAAGGGUGGGAAGGACUGGGUGAACAACCACAUCGCCUCUUGGAUCAAUGUUAGCGGCUGCAUGCUGGGCGCCGUUAAGGGGCUCACGGCCGUCCUAUCGGGAGAGAUGCGUGACACGGCCCAGCUGAACGCGUUCGCCGUGUACGGACUGGAGAAGUUCCUGUCCAAGGAAGAGCGCGCGGAGAUCUUCCGCGCCAUGCCGGGCAUCUCGAGCAUGUUGCCCAAGGGCGGCGAAGCUGUCUGGGGCAAUUCCACCUGGGCCCCGGACGACCAGCCGGGGCAGCCGAUGUCGUUCGGGACCCUGCUGAACUUCCGCGAGAGCAACUCCACCCUCACGGCGAAGAACCUGACCACCCCAGAGAGCCUGUCGUAUCUGCUGGACCAGAGCGACGACUGGUACCGUAACCAGGUGCUCGCCAGCUACUCGCAUGGCGUCGCGCACACCACCAAGGAAGUCGAGGCCAAUGAAAAGGACCCUCGCACCUGGCUGAACCCCCUCGAGGCCCGACUGCCGCGGGCCCCAGACAUGAAGAUCUACUGUCUGUAUGGCGUCGGCAAACCCACCGAACGCAGCUACUUCUACCAGGAGGAACGCGACCCCCUGGUCAACCUGAACGUCAGUAUCGACACCACGGUCACCAACGGCGACGGCGUCGACCACGGCGUUGUCAUGGGUGAAGGUGACGGGACCGUCAAUCUACUGAGUACGGGCUACAUGUGCGCCAAGGGCUGGCACAUCAAGCGAUAUAAUCCCUCGGGGAUCAAGAUCAAGGUAUAUGAGAUGCCUCAUGAGCCGGAUCGAUUUUCACCCCGCGGUGGUCCCAACACAGGCGACCACGUCGACAUCCUAGGCCGCGCAUCUCUUAACGAACUCAUCCUCCGCAUCGCCAGCGGCCACGGCGACGAAAUCGAAGAGACAUUCGUGUCGAAGAUCAAAGAAUACGCCGAUCGAGUCAAGAUUUACGAAGAAUAAAACAAUACCACCUGCUUAUUUACGUUUGUUACUUUCUGUCACGAGUUCUCUUUUCAUCUCAUUGUAUUCAUGUGGAUGUUUGAUAGAAUACCUUAAUAUACGCCUUUUUUCUUUAUUCUCCAUCUUCUUACAUCUGGUUGAACCGUUUUACCAUUGCUACAUUGCCUGACUUGACGGUGUAUGGAUUGCCUGCUUAUAUGUAUGGCAUAGGAAUGGUGUUCAGGGUCCAGUGGAUUGAUAUUCAGGUUCAUAUCGAAAUCUACUACCUAUUCUUGGGAUCACGUCUCCCGCAUAUCAUUCAAUUGUACCAAUCCCACACUGCGCAGCGGAGUAAAAGAAAAUGAAUAAGUAAUAUAACGAGGUCUCAUGCUAGAAAUCGGCA
Molecule: messenger RNA, 2397 nt
Organism: Aspergillus melleus
Lineage: Eukaryota; Fungi; Ascomycota; Eurotiomycetes; Eurotiales; Aspergillaceae
Gene: LRO1
Product: phospholipid:diacylglycerol acyltransferase
Exons: 3
Coding region: 156-2015 (619 amino acids)
Biological process (GO): triglyceride biosynthetic process; lipid storage
Cellular component (GO): perinuclear endoplasmic reticulum; cytoplasm
Molecular function (GO): phospholipid:diacylglycerol acyltransferase activity
Source: RefSeq, a predicted model, not a curated record